GCAGCACACUUCGUUUGCUGCCGUCUCCCUGGUCUUCACACACACACACGCACUCAAACAAAAAGGCCCCAAAAAGAAUCAUUAGAAAGGGGAGAUGCGUACCUUGCCGGACCUUCAUGGUCGGGUGAACGCACAGGCAUCAUCUAUCUUUUCCCUAACAUCCGCUACUCACGCGAGUGCGACACAGCCUGCAGCUUCUGCAGUGCCGCCGCCGCACACGCAGGAGGUCACAGGUGCAUCCUCACACUCCGCGGACUCCUCCAUCUACCUCACCACCCCCGCAGCUUCUUCGACCUCAUCAUUAUCUGCGUCAUCUCCUUCGAAUAGUGCAAGAGACACCGCAUCCACGUCGCUGCGCCGUCCCACGCUCCGCCCAAGCGCUGUUGAGUGUGCGCCCGCAACGAACAGCGCUAGUGGAAAAGAAGGCAAACCCCACGAAAAGAGUGGUGCGCAGAGCUGCCCCAACAGCCGCGGAGAGGUCGAAGCGGCACUGCCCGCAGCAGCAGGUGAAUAUGAGGGCAUUUGCGCUUCGGCGCAAAGGGAUGGAAGCGAUCAACAUGCGUUGUCUGUCGGCUCCUCCAACGAAGAGCGCCGUGCGGACCGAGCAUCGCCGCCUCCCGCAACGCGCCUUUUCUGGUUCAACGGCCAGCUGAUGCGUGUUGAGUCCGCGCGACAUCGCGGUGGUGGUGGAAGAGCGGCGACUCCGGUGAUCCCCGCGGACGCUGUGCGGAGCGUGUGGGUUGGACUCGAUCGGUUUCGAGUACCGUGCCGCUGUGCAGGCGCGAGCGACGCGGGGCACGACGCGACAGGCUGCCCUUCCGCUCUCCUGCAAGUUUCCGACACAGCGACGAGCAACGCGAUGCAAUACGAAACGGAUGCCGAAGUGGUGUCGUCGUCGUCGUCGUCGGCGAGAUCGCUGCACGACGCAAGCGAUCAGCAGUGGCAGCGCGCCGUGGAGGCCGCGGUGGCCGCGCACAUCAGCGCGGAGGCACGGCGUCAGCUCUUUCGUGACGCCGAUUCUGCUACUGGCGGUGAAAACUCUUUCCCGGACCCGCCGCUGAUGUGUGGCGAGGGAAUCGGAGAAGAGCGGGAGGCGUUGCUGCGGUGGUGGUGGUCGUCGCUGCAUCAUUGA
Molecule: messenger RNA, 1132 nt
Organism: Leptomonas pyrrhocoris
Lineage: Eukaryota; Euglenozoa; Kinetoplastea; Trypanosomatida; Trypanosomatidae
Exons: 1
Coding region: 95-1132 (345 amino acids)
Source: RefSeq, a predicted model, not a curated record